GUCUCCCGAUUGAUCUGAAAUUGAAAUUCUCGAAUCGUAAAGUUUGCUCUAAUCCUAACUGAAGAUCUAGAUUCUCGCGUUUGAUCCAUCAGUAUGAAUCAUAAAGCGCCAAGGAGGUAUUCACAAGGAAGGGAUUUUGGAGUGGACAGACAACAAGAUUUUGCUGUAGAUAUUGUUCCAAGAAGAUUUGGUGUCCCUUAUGAAAAGAGAGUGAAGAAAGGUCCAUACAAUGGAUCAAGGAAUUUGGUUUGGACGUCAAAAGAGUUCCAAGCAUCAGUAGGCAACAGGCCAAGGAAGAAUGAAGCCUACAGGGCUACGAACUCACCAGUUUCACGCACUGGAUAUCGUGUGUCAAACCACCCAAGGAAGAAUGAAGUCUAUAGGUCGAUAAACUCACCACCAGUUUCAGGCACAGGAAAUCGUGUGUCAAACCAGCCAAGGAAGAAUGUUGUGUAUGGGUCAAGGAGCUCGUCUAUUUUAGGCUCCAGCGUUUGGAGGUCGGGAGAUAAUGGCAGUCCCAAGUCUAAGGAAUGUGUAUGCAAGUAUUGGAAAGCUGGAAACUGCAAGAAGGGUGAGCAAUGCGAGUUCUUACACUCUUGGUGUUGUUUUCCUGGCUUGGUGAUGGUAGCUACUCUUCAAGGACACAAGAAGGAUAUAAAGGGGAUUGCCCUCCCUCAAGGUUCUGAUAAACUCUACUCAGCCAGUGGCGAUGGUGCUUUGAAAAUAUGGGACUGCCAUACUGGUCAAUGUGUGCAUGAGAUCAACCUCCAGGCAGAAGCAGGGUCUCUGAUUAGUGAAGGACCUUGGGUUUUCCUUGGCUUGCCAAAUGCUGUAAAGGCUUUUAAUGUUAAGACCUGUAAAGAUUUGCAUCUCAAUGGUUCGGUAGGAGGUCAGGUGAAUGCAAUUGCUAUUGGAAAUGGAAUGCUUUUUGCUGGGACAAGUUCUGGUAGUAUAUCAGUCUGGAAAGGUACUGACACCGAGUCUGAUCCUUUCAAAUACCUCACAUCUCUCGAGGGACAUAGUGAUGAAGUCAAGUGUUUCGUUGUUGGAGGUCAGAGGCUUUACUCUGGUUCUGUGGAUAAAACCAUAAAGGUGUGGGAUCUCGACACAUUGCAGUGUAUAAUGACAUUGAGGCAGCAUAGCGACACUGUCACGUCGCUCCUAUGUUGGGAUCAAUAUUUGUUAUCGUCUUCAUUGGACGGGAGCAUAAAAGUCUGGGGCUCUUCGGAAAGUCCCAACUUGAAAGUUAUCCAUACACGCAGCCAAGAACAAAGUGUGCAUGCUCUAUGUGGAUUACACGAUGCAGAGGCCAGGCCAAUUAUAUUCUGCUCUUACCAAAACGGAACAGUUGGCAUAUAUGAUCUACCAUCUUUUGAAGAAAGAGGGACGAUGUUCUCAACGCAUACGAUCGGCACACUUACAAUUGGUCCUGAAGGAUUGUUAUUCAGUGGAGACAAGAGUGGGAAAGUGCGUGUGUGGAGCUUAAGUGGCAGCAAAGUGUAGAAAUCUUCGACCAACUCUUUUGUUUUUUGUUUUGGUCGACUAGAAUAUUCAUUAUAAUAAUAUAAUGUAACAUUGGUGAAGGUAAAACAAAUACCAUCGCUUUAUGAGUGAAGAAAUGUUCAUUUCAUGU
Arabidopsis arenosa is the source of this 1633-nucleotide messenger RNA. The record is from the annotation of a GenBank genome assembly. NCBI's taxonomy places the organism in Eukaryota, Viridiplantae, Streptophyta, Magnoliopsida, Brassicales, Brassicaceae.